This is a messenger RNA of Rana temporaria (common frog), 4651 nucleotides long. RefSeq names its product dynein heavy chain 11, axonemal-like. The record is from RefSeq and is a predicted model, not a curated record. Gene Ontology annotation, biological process: microtubule-based movement. Gene Ontology annotation, cellular component: dynein complex. Bases 1 to 4626 code for a protein of 1541 amino acids. The transcript is spliced from 29 exons. Lineage: Eukaryota; Metazoa; Chordata; Amphibia; Anura; Ranidae. Gene Ontology annotation, molecular function: dynein light intermediate chain binding; dynein intermediate chain binding; minus-end-directed microtubule motor activity.
AUGCCUACUGCCGUGGUCCUGUGUUUUUCACCUGUGGGUUUUACUUUGAGAAACAGAGCAAGAAAGUUUCCAGCCCUGGUGAACUGUACAGCCAUAGACUGGUUCCACUCCUGGCCCCCUGUUGCUCUGCAAUCAGUCAGUAGUAGCUUCACCAAUAAGCUGGAAGGAGUUGAUCCUCAAGUAAAAAAUUCCAUUAGCCAGUUCAUAACAUUUGCACAUACAAGUGUAAAUGAAGUCAGCGUCAAGUAUCAGCAGAAUGAAAAGCAUUACAACUACACGACUCCAAAGAGCUUCCUGGAACUUAUUAAAUUGUACUGGAAUCUUCUGGGAAAGAAAAGAGGAGAGCUGCUGCAGAAGAUAGAGAGACUGGAGAAUGGAUUACAGAAAUUGCAAACAACAGCUUUUCAGGUGGAAGAUCUGAAGUCCAAACUUGCCGUACAGGAAGUAGAACUUCAUCAGAGGAACAGAGAUACAGAAGCACUUAUCGACAAGAUUGGCCAGCAGACAGAAAAACUAAAUCAGGAGAAAUGUGUGGCAGAUGCAGAGGAACAAAAGGUGGCUGCUCUUCAAACUGAGAUAACCAAGCAGCAGCAAGAAUCUGCAGAUGACCUAGCCAAAGCAGAACCGGCUCUACAGGCAGCCAAUGCAGCUCUGAACACUCUAAAUCGGUUAAAUCUUACAGAGCUGAGAACAUUUCCAAAUCCACCAGCCCCUGUCACCAAUGUGGCUGCUGCCGUUCUUGUGCUUUUAUCUCCUAAUGGCAAAAUACCCAAAGACAGAAGUUGGAAAACUGCAAAAGUAUUAAUGAGCAAGGUGGAUGAAUUCCUACAGAAUUUGGUCAGUUUUGACAAAGAACAUAUACCCGAUGUAACAGUCAAGGCUCUAAAAGAUGAUUACCUGAGGGAUCCUGAGUUUAACCCAGAGUUUGUGCGUACAAAAUCCUCUGCAGCUGCAGGUCUGUGUGCAUGGGUUAUCAAUAUCAUUAAGUUCCACGAGGUGUACUGUGAAGUAGAUAACAAGCGUGAGUCGCUGUCUCAAGCAAACACAGACUUGGUCUAUGCAGCUGAGAAAUUGGAAAUCAUCAGAAAAAAGCUUGAGGAGCUAGACACCAACCUGGCCGCCUUAACAGCUGCCUUCGAAAGAGCUACCGCAGAGAAAAUCCGCUGUCAAGAGGAAGUGAACAGAACUAACAAGACCAUUGAGCUGGCCAACAGAUUAGUGAAAGGUCUGGAGUCAGAGAAUGUACGAUGGGCUCAGUCUGUAGCCUUGUAUCGCAAGCAAGAACAAACUCUGUGUGGGGAUGUCCUGCUCACAGCUGCCUUCGUCUCUUAUGCUGGCUCCUUCUCCAAAAAGUAUCGCCAUGAGCUUGUGGAGCAUUUGUGGAUGCCAUUUUUAAGAUCUCAGAAGUUUUCAGUUCCAAUGACGGAAGGACUUGACCCAAUAUGUAUGCUGGCAGAUGAUGCAACAAUUGCAAAAUGGAACAAUGAAGGACUGCCUAGUGAUACUAUGUCUAUUCAAAAUGGCACAAUACUAUCAAACUGUGAGCGGUGGCCUUUGAUGAUAGACCCCCAGCUACAAGGGAUUAAAUGGAUUAAAAGCAGAUACGGGUCCAGGUUAAAAGUCAUUCACUUAGGACAGAAGGGGUAUGUUGAUGUCAUUGAACAAGCAGUUGUGGCAGGAGACUCUGUUUUGAUUGAAAAUUUGGAAGAAACGAUUGACCCAGUGCUUGAUCCCCUGCUUGGUAGACACAUGCUUAAAAGAGGAAGGUACAUCCGAAUUGGGGAUAAGGAGAUCAAGUUUCACCCAAAAUUUCGACUAAUUCUUCACACUAAGCUUGCCAAUCCACACUACAAGCCUGAAAUCCAAGCACAGACCACAUUAAUCAAUUUCACUGUAACGCGGGAUGGUUUGGAAGAUCAGCUACUAGCUGAUGUUGUUAAUUUGGAGAGACCCGACCUAGAGGAUUUCAAGUCUGAGCUCACAAAGCAACAGAAUUAUUUCAAAAUUGAGUUGAAAAUGCUUGAGGAUGAAUUACUGACACGCCUAUCGGCAGCAGAAAGUAAUUUCCUAGGGGACACACUCCUGGUGGAAAAACUGGAAACGACCAAACACACAGCAGCCGAAAUAGAAAUGAAGGUACUAGAAGCCAAAGUCAAUGAAGUGAAGAUCAAUGAAGCUCGGGAACAUUAUCGUCCUGUGGCUUCAAGAGCCUCUCUCCUCUACUUCAUUAUGAAUGACUUGAAGAAAAUCAGCCCCAUGUACCAAUUCUCUCUUAAGGCUUUUAAUAUCGUGUUUCACAAGGCUGUGCAGCAAGCAGAACCAUCUGAUGAUGUCCGAUUGAGAGUGAAUAACCUCAUUGACUGCGUGACAUAUUCCACAUUCAUAUACAUCAGCAGAGGACUGUUUGAAAGGGAUAAAAUAACCUUCACAGCCCAGCUGGCUUUCCAGCUUUUGAUAAUGAAUAAAGAAAUCUCGGCUCAAGAACUUGACUUUUUACUGCGCUUUAACAUUGACCACAUCUAUAAUAGUCCACUGGACUUCCUUUCAAAUUCAGCAUGGAGCGCCAUUAAGACAAUGAGCUUCAUGGAUGAAUUCCGAAGUCUAGACAGAGACAUUGAAGGAUCACCAAAGCGAUGGAAAAGAGUAAUUGAAUCAGAAUGCCCAGAGAGGGAACGACUGCCACAAGAAUGGAAAAACAAAUGUUCCCUACAAAAAAUGAUAUUAAUGCGUGCACUGAGACCGGACCGAAUGACUUACGCCAUCAGAAACUUUGUUGAAGAGAAACUUGGAGCCAAAUAUGUAGAGCGGCGCAAGACAGAGUUUGCCAAAUCCUUUCAGGAGAGUGGUCCAGCUUUUCCCAUUGUUUUCAUACUAUCUCCUGGAGUUGAUCCCUUGAAGGAUGUAGAGACACUUGGUGACAGACUUGGAUUCACCAUUGACUCAGGAAAACUUCACAAUAUUUCCUUGGGUCAAGGGCAGGAAGUUAUAGCAGAAAUAGCGAUGGAAAAGGCAUCAAAAGAAGGCCACUGGGUUAUACUUCAAAAUAUUCACCUGGUAGCUAAAUGGUUAAGCGUGUUGGAAAAAUUACUGGAAAAGUACAGUAAUGAAAGCCACCCCGAUUACCGUGUUUUUAUGAGUGCGGAGCCGGCCACAACACUGAAAGAGCACAUCAUCCCACAAGGUAUCUGGAAAAAUGCAAUCAAAAUUACCAAUGAACCCCCAACUGGCAAGCUGGCUAAUUUGCAUGCUGCACUAGACAAUUUUGAUCAGAACAUCCUUGACCAGUGCACGCGAGAGCAAGAGUUUAAAAGCAUUUUCUUUUCCUUGUGCUAUUUUCAUGCCUGUGUGGCUGAGCGGCGCAAAUUUGGUCCCCAGGGGUGGAAUAGAAAAUAUCCUUUUAACAUCGGAGACCUCACAAUAUCUGUGAAUGUUCUCUACAACUAUCUGGAAGCAAACUCACAGGUGCCCUGGGAAGACCUCCGCUACUUGUUUGGGGAGAUAAUGUACGGCGGUCACAUCACUGAUGACUGGGACAGACGACUGUGCCGUACAUACUUAGAGGAGUACAUGCAGCCCAAUCAGUUUGAUAGGAAGCUUGCCUUGGCCCCUGGAUUUGUGAUACCCUCUAACCUUGAUUAUGAAGGCUACCAUAGAUACAUUGAUGAGAUGUUGCCACCUGAGAGCCCCAUCCAUUACGGCCUCCACCCCAAUGCAGAGAUUGAAUUCUUAACUGUGACUUCAGACAAUCUUUUCCGCACCUUGUUAGAAUUGCAGUCACGAGAUUCUAUGAGCAGGGAAGGAGCGCCUCAGACAGAGGAGGAAAAGGUUAAAACGUUUUUGGAUGAUAUUCUAGAUAAACUUCCUGAGGCAUACAACAUACCUGAUAUAACCUCCAAGACGACAGAACGCUCCCCAUAUAUCCUUGUCUGCUUCCAGGAGUGUGAGAGGAUGAACCUUCUACUUUAUGAGAUCAGACGUUCUCUAAAGGAACUUGAUCUUGGUCUUAAGGGUGAACUGGCAAUCUCUUCCGAAAUGGAGCAACUACAGUCAGCUCUGUUUUUCGAUACUGUUCCUGAAACGUGGAUGAAGCUGGCUUACCCAUCAACCUACAAUUUGGCUCAGUGGUAUAGCGAUCUGCUUUUGCGUUGCCGGGAACUUGACUCCUGGACUCAAGAUCUCUGUCUCCCAAGUGUUGUCUGGAUAUCAGGCUUCUUCAACCCCCAGUCCUUCCUCACAGCUGUCAUGCAAAGUUUAGCUCGGAAAAAUGAAUGGCCCCUGGAUAAGAUGCAUCUUACGGUGGAUGUAAUGAAGAAAUACAAGGAGGAAUUCUCCCAGCCUGCUAGAGAAGGAGCGUACAUACAUGGACUGUACUUGGAAGGUGCACACUGGGAUAUUCAAGGAGGGCACAUUGCUGAGGCUCGUCUAAAGGCUCCCAAUCCGAUCAUGCCAGUCAUCUUUGUUCGAGCAAUUCCAAACGACAGACAGGACACAAGAAACAUGUAUGAAUGCCCAGUUUACAAGACAAAGAUAAGAAGCUCAACUUAUGUAUGGUCUUUUCAUCUGAAGACCAAAGAAAGACCUUCUAAAUGGAUUCUUGCUGGGGUAGCUUUGCUGUUAAGUGUAUGAAAUAAAGUUUAAAGGUUGAAUCCAA